This is a messenger RNA of Rhagoletis zephyria (snowberry fruit fly), 553 nucleotides long. RefSeq lists its product as uncharacterized. The record is from RefSeq and is a predicted model, not a curated record. NCBI's taxonomy places the organism in Eukaryota, Metazoa, Arthropoda, Insecta, Diptera, Tephritidae.
CAUCGACAACGAAGAAUGGCGCGAAUGUGAGCAGGAGCUGAAGCGAUUCCUUGAAGAAGAACGAGCUAAAAUGAAGGAACGCUCACUGCGUGUACCAACGCCAUUUACAUCGGACAAACUGGAUAUAAUUAAUAUAGUGAGGGCUAGGAAAAAAUUCCGUGAAGCCGAGCAACGCAUUGUGAAACAAUUAGAAGAGGGUGCUAAACAAACUCCCAAAGCUACAGAUACCAAACUUGGCAAAGAAUUGGCUGAGAAGACGGCUGUUAUACAAAAGCAUGUGCAAGACAUCAUACAAGCCGAAACCGAAGGCGCAGUUGAAUCCGAAGGCAAGGAGGUAAUCCGAGAACUAACCGACCGGGAAAAAGAGGACCAACUAAGACGAAAAUAUUUGGACGAUGCUUCAGAUAUUUCCACCGAAUCCGAGGUGCACGAACAAGGCAGCACCAUAAGCGAAUCGAAGCGACGACAUGCAGCCGAGUUGGAAGAAGAAAUGGAAUUCGAUGUAGAGCGUGGCUAUCUAAUCUCCAAAACACAAUUUGAGCAGUUACGUUAU